AUGCUGAGUUCUAGCUCAACCACUGUGAAGAGCCCUCUUUUGAAGAGAAGGCUCUGUUUCAAAAAGCUGAAACUUGUGUGCUUUGUCAGCUCAGUGUUAGUAUUUUGUGAAUUCUUAAUUUAUUAUGUGGUAAUUUUUCAAUGUCGAUGGCCGGAAGUGAAAGGUGGAGCUCACAUGGGUGAAAAAGAGACUUCAACUUCAGUCCUGAAGGCCAUGAUUUUAGCUGAUACUCACCUACUUGGUGAAGUCAAAGGACAUUGGCUGGAUAAACUAAGAAGGGAAUGGCAAAUGGAGAGAUCUUUCCAAACUGCCUUAUGGUUACUGCAGCCAGAUAUUGUUUUUAUUCUGGGAGAUGUCUUUGAUGAAGGAAAAUGGAGCUCACCUCAGGCUUGGGCAGAUGAUGUCAGGAGAUUUCAGAGAAUGUUUAAGUAUCCAGUUUCUACUGAGCUAGUGGUUAUCGUUGGGAAUCAUGACAUUGGAUUUCAUUAUGAAAUGACUACUUACAAGCUGAAUCGAUUUGAAAAGGUUUUCAACUUUACUUCAGGAAAGCUAUUAACCCGAAAAGGAAUAAACUUUGUCAUAGUGAACAGCGUAGCCAUGGAGGGUGAUGGCUGUGCCGUCUGCCGUUCCGCAGAGGCAAAGCUUGUGGCGCUUUCUCACAAACUGAAUUGCUCCCAGCAGAAACCGGAUCAUUCCAACAAAAGGUGCAGUGAUGUGGAAAAGCUUCCAGCUUCAGAACCCAUCCUUUUACAGCAUUACCCUCUCUAUCGGAAAAGUGAUGCUGAAUGCAGCGGAGAAGAUUCUGCUCCUCCAGAGGAGAAGAACAUCCCCUUUAGAGAGAAGUAUGAUGUACUGUCUCGAGAAGCAUCACAAAAGCUGAUAUGGUGGUUUCGUCCCCGUUUGAUUCUCAGUGGGCACACACAUAGUGCUUGUGAAGUGCUGCAUGCGGGGAAAAUCCCAGAAAUCAGCGUCCCAUCAUUCAGUUGGAGGAAUAGAAACAACCCUAGUUUCAUCAUGGGCAGCAUAACACCGACUGACUUCUCCCUCCAAAAAUGCUUCCUUCCGUAUGAGAGCAGAGUCUUCACUGUAUACUGUGCAGCAGGUGCUCUGCUUGUAAUCCUGAUACUAGCUCAUUUUCAGCUUCUCACUCCACUGUUUUAUUUUGCUCAGCAUUUAAUCAGUAAGCGUAAAGCAGCAUGAAGAGCCAGACAUCUGCAUUCAGUCACUGAAAUACCAAAGCUGAGAACAGUCAAACAUCAGACUAUAUUCAUGCCAGCAAAUGACCUAAUUUGAUUGCUAGUCUGAAGGCAGGUUGCAUUUACACAUACCAUAGAAGUCCUAUACAGCUGAUAUGACUACUACAGGAUAAAUAAUUAACUGAAAUGAACGUUUCAUGCUGUACAAAAAUACUGUAUUCUACAAUCAAAUGAGUCCUUUUCCUGCUAUAAUUUUUGUAUCAAAUAUGUAUAUUAAAAGCGUAACUGUACAUUAUGUAAA
Molecule: messenger RNA, 1497 nt
Organism: Tauraco erythrolophus (red-crested turaco)
Lineage: Eukaryota; Metazoa; Chordata; Aves; Musophagiformes; Musophagidae
Gene: MPPE1
Product: metallophosphoesterase 1
Biological process (GO): GPI anchor biosynthetic process; endoplasmic reticulum to Golgi vesicle-mediated transport
Cellular component (GO): endoplasmic reticulum-Golgi intermediate compartment
Molecular function (GO): phosphoric diester hydrolase activity
Source: RefSeq, a predicted model, not a curated record